Schistosoma bovis is the source of this 981-nucleotide messenger RNA. Lineage: Eukaryota; Metazoa; Platyhelminthes; Trematoda; Strigeidida; Schistosomatidae. The record is from the annotation of a GenBank genome assembly.
AUGACUUUUAAGUGUCCACCAUCUCUUCAACUUGAAACAGAUGCAAAACGGCCAAAGGUCAGCGCUGAUCACAUAUCCGCAUUUUCUGACACUUCAUCCGAUGUUAGUGAUCUCGAAGAUUUUUCACGUCCUUUAAAUGCACCGGAUUCGUGGGAUUCGGAAACAAGCAAUGGGCCUAAUACUGUUGGAGCAAAUGAAGUGACUGAGACUACUGUCCGUCGACUUACUGUGUUUCUUGAAAAACGUGCUCUAAGCAACCAGGAAGCUCAAAAUAAGUUCCUUGACCAAUCUAAGCGUUUUAUGCAGUCAGAAUUGGAACUACAAGAAACACCGGAGGAGAUGCAGGUGCUUGCAGCCAAUCCAGAAUUAUACCCAAUCUUAGCAGAACAAACACGUCCCAUAUCAUUAUUGUUAGGUUUAUUGGCUCAUGAAAAUACAGAUAUUAGUUUAUCUGUUAUUGAUCUGUUGCAUGAAUUACUUGAAUCUAGUUGUUUACAAGAAGCUGGAUUAGACAAAGUUAAUCAAUUUUUAGAAGUUUUGUUUACUGAACAAUUGAUACAAUCACUUAUAUGGAAUAUUUCACGUUUAGAUGAGACGAAGAAAGAUGAAGCUGACGGUGUGCAUAAAACACUCGGAAUUGUUGAAAGUUUACUACAAAUUCGUCCGGAUAUAACUGUGAUAAUGGCAAAUCAAAGUUUAUUUGCAUGGCUUCUACGACGUUUACAAAAACGUCCAGUAUUUGACAAAAAUAAAUUAUACGUUAGUGAGCUAUUAUCAAUCUCAUUACAAAUGGAUGAAGCUAAUCGUCUUCAAUUAGGUGAAGUAGACGGUAUUGAUAUAUUGUUGCAACAAUUAUCUGUUUAUAAACGACAUGAUCCUGGAAGUCAAGAAGAAAUUGAAUUAGAGCUUAAUUUAUUCGAUUGUCCCCACCCGUGUUCUGCUCACUACAUUCUGGAGAUUUUAAUAUCAAGCAUCACUUAA